CUGUCCAUUUCACCCAAAAUUGGUGCCUCAGCCGACCAACCAUUGGUCCAUUGCAACCCCUCCCUACUCGCCUUCUCCGCCAUUUCCAGAAAACCCUAGUCCUAGAGAGAGAGAGGGAGAGAGAGAGAGAGCCUUUAUCUUUCUCUAUACCCUUUGAAAUCGCAGAGAAGAAAAACCCUACGUAACCAAUAACUCUCUUUCGCUCAUCCCCUUUGCGUUUAGACAAGCCAAAGUUCCGAAUACCAAUUCACAAGUCCCCAAAUACAUAGGUUACGAAGUUUUAAAUCGACGUCGGAGAUUGAAUUUGUUGUUGGCAGCGAGGUUUUCCAAACCCGCAAUCGAGAAACCUUUGACUCAGAUAAUAGUCUAUUCUUGUGGACCGAGAUCAGUAAAUUUUCUGUGCCUUGGCUGUGUUUGUUUUUAUACUCCGAACCAAAUCUGUGUUCUUGAAACUUGAAAUCUAGUUUAAAUUCCAUCUCAUUUGAACCAAUGCACAACCCUAGAGGGAGAUAUCCUCCCGGGAUUGGUGCUGGGAGAGGCGGGGGCAUGAAUGCGAACCCUGCAUUUCAGUCAAGGGCCCCUCUGCAGCAGUAUGUACAGAGGAGUGUGGUUCAGAACCAGCACUAUCUUCCCCAGCAGCAACACCAGCAAUACCAGCAACAGCAGCAGUGGCUGAGGAGAGGUCAGUUGGGCAGUGCAGCUGAUUCAAAUGUAGACGAAGUUGAGAAGACAGUACAGUUUGAAGCUGCAGACUCAAGUUCUCAAGAUUGGAAAGCAAGGUUAAAUAUACCCGCUCCUGAUACCCGCUUUAGAACAGAGGAUGUGACAGCAACAAAAGGAAAUGAGUUUGAGGACUACUUUCUGAAACGUGAACUGCUUAUGGGAAUAUAUGAGAAGGGAUUUGAAAGACCAUCUCCUAUUCAGGAGGAAAGUAUUCCUAUUGCUCUAACUGGUAGUGAUAUUCUUGCAAGAGCUAAAAAUGGAACUGGAAAAACAGCUGCAUUUUGCAUUCCUGCCUUGGAAAAAAUUGAUCAAGAUAACAACGUCAUACAAGUUAUUAUACUCGUUCCAACACGUGAGUUGGCUCUUCAAACAUCACAAGUUUGUAAGGAGCUUGGAAAGCAUUUGAAUAUUCAAGUUAUGGUUACGACUGGAGGUACCAGUUUGAAGGAUGAUAUAAUGCGUUUAUAUCAGCCUGUUCAUCUACUUGUUGGAACUCCUGGAAGAAUUUUAGAUCUUGCAAAAAAGGGUGUUUGCGUCUUAAAAGACUGCUCAAUGCUUGUUAUGGAUGAGGCUGAUAAGCUUCUGUCCCCAGAGUUUCAACCAUCAAUUGAGCAAUUGAUUCAGUUUUUGCCUGCAAAUCGACAAAUUUUGAUGUUUUCUGCUACAUUUCCUGUUACAGUAAAGGAUUUUAAAGAUAGAUAUCUUCACAGGCCUUACAUUAUUAACCUUAUGGAUGAGCUUACUCUAAAGGGUAUUACACAGUUCUAUGCUUUUGUUGAAGAAAGACAGAAAGUUCAUUGCCUGAACACUCUGUUCUCUAAGCUUCAAAUAAAUCAAUCAAUUAUCUUCUGCAAUUCUGUGAACCGGGUAGAGUUACUGGCCAAGAAAAUUACAGAACUUGGCUAUUCAUGUUUUUACAUUCAUGCAAAGAUGCUUCAAGACCAUCGUAACAGAGUAUUUCAUGACUUCCGCAAUGGUGCUUGCCGGAAUCUUGUAUGUACUGAUUUGUUUACAAGGGGAAUAGAUAUUCAAGCGGUCAAUGUUGUUAUUAACUUUGAUUUCCCAAAGAAUUCUGAAACAUAUCUUCAUAGGGUUGGUCGAUCUGGACGGUUUGGACACCUAGGUUUAGCUGUGAAUUUGAUCACCUAUGAGGAUCGUUUUAACUUGUAUAGGAUUGAGCAGGAACUUGGCACCGAGAUAAAGCAAAUUCCCCCCCAUAUUGAUCAGGCAAUUUAUUGCCGGUGACUGGUGGUGGAAAACUUGCUUCAUGGACAACAUGCUGCUAAUUGGAGAAGGUAUCUACUGCUGUAUCAGAGGAGGCAAUCUAAGAAUUCGGUAUUGUGAAUGGGAAAGUCCGUCUUUGAUGCAGGUGGUGUCUUUCCUCGAAAUGCUUUCAUUUGUUUCUGAAUCUAUAGCCCUAAAUGAUUAACGGUCGUUAAUGGAAUUCAAGCUGGGUUCAUUUGGAAGUCUCCUUUGACUAACUUGCUGGUUUGGUAUAAUUUGCUCUUUUGCUAGUCUGUUCAUACGGGCAGUUAACUAUUGGAAGAUGUAUUUUAUUCAGCCAAGCCUUUUAUUUUCAUAGACUUAAAAAAAAAAAAAAAAAAAGAGUUUUCUUUUUUGUUUUUUUAAGUGGUUUGUUUCUUUUUUAUAAUUUUCAGCAUUUUACUCAUUUUCCAGUAGUUGGUUAGUUUUUAUCUCCUUGUCCAGUGUUUUGACUGCUUAACAAGAAUAGAAUUGAGUCAGCAUAGUAUGUUUUGGGUGGUGACCAUGUAAAAGUCUCUUCAUUAAGUGAUUCAUUAGGCCAGAGUUGUGUUCCUUGGAGAAUUCCGGCUUCAAAUUGCAAUGGAAGCCGAGCCAACGAUUCUUCAUGUAUUUUGUUUCUCAGAAAAAUGGGGCCUCUGCUUGAGCUAGAUCUCCUUAGAUUCAAAUGACAUUCAUACUAUUUAUGGAAAUCGGAGUAUGCUAAUUUUUAUC
Messenger RNA from Ziziphus jujuba (common jujube), 2697 nucleotides. RefSeq names its product DEAD-box ATP-dependent RNA helicase 8. NCBI's taxonomy places the organism in Eukaryota, Viridiplantae, Streptophyta, Magnoliopsida, Rosales, Rhamnaceae. Bases 490 to 1968 code for a protein of 492 amino acids. Gene Ontology annotation, cellular component: P-body; cytoplasmic stress granule. Gene Ontology annotation, biological process: P-body assembly; cytoplasmic stress granule assembly. The record is from RefSeq and is a predicted model, not a curated record. The transcript has 11 exons. Gene Ontology annotation, molecular function: mRNA binding; ATP binding; RNA helicase activity.